AUGACUGUCACGGACGAACAUUCUCAUGCCAACGGCUCGGCCACGAAUGGCUCAGUCAAAGGCCAUAUCAAGGAGGCUUUCGUUGAUGGCUCAGUUGCCUUGUCUGGAAAUGCCUUUGCUUCAGAGGAUCCCAAAGCUCGCACGGAUCUUUUGGACGCUGCUCGUCAACUAGUUUAUGCUCUCGAGACUCCUCGUGAGGCCAUGAUUCGCUUCUGCUGGUCACAGGCGACAGCAUUUGCUUGUUUGGAGACAGGCGUGGACCUCGGUCUGUUCACAGCCCUUUCCAAGGAUGACAAGCCUAAGAAGGCCUCGGAAUUGGCUGAAACUGUCGGAGCAGAUAACAAGCUUAUUUCUCGUAUUCUGAAGCACCUGUGUGCCGUGGGAGUGAUUCUCGAAACUGGACCUAACGAGUACCGUCGUACUGGAAUGUCAACCUCAUUGAUGUCUCAGCGAUACAGCGAUGCCUACUCGUGCAUGACUGCAUGCAUCACAAAAGGUGUCCUUGCCCUCCCCGCCCAACUCAAAAAGACUGGCUACAAGAACCUUGAUAACGGUACCGAUUGCGCCUUCCAACUCGGCUACAAAACACCUCUUCACUUCUUCGAAUUCCUCAAGGAGCACCCCGAUGCUGCUAAAGAGUUCAAUAACCACAUGUCUGCCUACCGCCAAGGUCGCCCGAGCUGGAUGGACAGUGGUUUCUACGAUGUGCCCGCUUUAAUCAAUGGCGACAUUGGUGAAGGAGAAGCUCUCCUGGUCGAUAUGGGGGGCAGCGUCGGCCAUGACCUGUCCGAGUUCCACCGCAAGUGGUCCAGUGCUCCUGGCCGUCUUAUCUUGCAGGAUCUCCCUGAGGUCCUUGAACAGGCUAAGACUAUGUCGCUUCACCCGUCCAUUGAGAUUAUGGCUCACGACUUCUUCAACGAGCAGCCUGUGAAGGGGGCCCGCGCUUACUACAUGCACUCCAUUCUUCACGACUGGACCGAUGCGGACUGCAAGAAAAUCCUAGAGAACAUCGUCCCCGCUAUGAAACGCGGCCACAGCAAGAUUCUCAUCAACGAGAAUGUGAUCCCCGAGACCAAUGCCUACUGGGAGACCACCAGUCUUGACAUCAUUAUGAUGGCCGAUUUUGCGUCCACCGAGCGCACUGCAGAUGACUGGCAUGCGCUUGUUGAGUCUGCUGGGUUGAAGAUCACUAAGAUUUGGACUGCUCAGCGCGGUGUUGAGAGUUUGAUUGAGUGCGAGUUGGCUUAG
Messenger RNA from Penicillium atrosanguineum, 1248 nucleotides. RefSeq lists its product as uncharacterized. Gene Ontology annotation, molecular function: O-methyltransferase activity. The record is from RefSeq and is a predicted model, not a curated record. NCBI's taxonomy places the organism in Eukaryota, Fungi, Ascomycota, Eurotiomycetes, Eurotiales, Aspergillaceae. The transcript is spliced from 6 exons. Bases 1 to 1248 code for a protein of 415 amino acids.